Messenger RNA from Symbiodinium natans, 1575 nucleotides. Lineage: Eukaryota; Dinophyceae; Suessiales; Symbiodiniaceae. The record is from the annotation of a GenBank genome assembly.
AUGGGGUCGAGCAGCAGCUGCUGCUGUGACAAGAAGCAGGAUGACAACUUACCCAUGGAGAUGGUCAGGGCCCAGCCGAUGGAAGCUCUCAAAUGUGAAGGUGAACUGCCUCCCAAAGAGGAUGUGGUGAUCGAUACGAGCGUUGCAAACUACAUCAGGAAGAGCUAUUUGGAAGCCAUGAAGAUUCUCCAGGUGGACAACAGCAUCGCCCGUGGCAUCUCUGUGGGCUCCAGCUUGGGUGCCGGCGGCCGCCUCUGGCAGACGUCGCCGGUCGACAUGGACGAGGACUCUCGGUCCAGGCUGUGGGACAAAUCAAAGCCCGUCGAGCGCUUCGACGUGUUUUUCUCACACUCCUGGAGGACGCCUGGCAAAUGGAAGGUCUUGUCCUUGCUGUUCCAGUACGGCUGGCCUUUUGUCAUGGUCUGCUGGGCCUGCGUGGCAGGGCUGGUCUUUGUCCUCGGGGCAUUUGGCUUGCUUUCGACGCCACUGAUCUUCAACGCGGAUGUCCUCGACUUCAAAAAAGCCUGCCCGUUUGCCCCGUGGGUCUACUUGUCCGGCAUCUUCACUGUUCUGAUCUCACUCUUACUGUCACCGUACUGGCUCUAUCUGCGUCGUUCCCCGAACUGCUUUCUCGAUGUGGUCAGCAUCAACCAGAGCGACCCGGACCUGAUGGAGCGGGGCAUUUACGGGCUCGGUGGAUUUUUGAGCAUAUCGAACGAGCUGCGUGUUUUGUGGUCGCCACCAUAUUUGUCUCGUCUCUGGUGCGUGUUCGAGCUUGCAGCUUAUCGCAAAGCCAACCCGAGUGGUCCGGUCUGCGUAAAGCCGCUCUUCGUCGAGCGCCAGGCCUGCCUGCUGAUGCUGGGCAGCUAUGCGGGCGCUGGCAUUUUCUGUGUUGUAUUUGCUGUGCGCCUGGGGUUGAGAUUCAGCUUGCCAGUGACCAUGCUGACCGUGACACCCUUGCUGUUCAUCGUGCACGGCAACCGGAUGUUCAUGAGGGAGAAGCACGAGCUCAUUGCGUCGCUCCAGAACUUCGAGGUGGAGGCGGCAGAGUGCCGUCUGCAGUCGGAUAGAGAGUUUGUGCUUUCGGCCAUCGCUGCAUGGUAUGGCAGCGAGGAAGCCUUUACAGAGUACGUCCGCGGCCCACUGCGACAAGAGCUACUUGGGAUGUCGAUGACCAACCUUCCGCUGAGCUACGCGCUCAUCAUCGCCGCUGGACCAUUCGGCAUUGCGCUGGAUGUCGUCUUGGCCUUCAUCCGCGGAGGUGCACCGCUGGAUGCCAUUCUGUCGGAGUUCAUUGGAUCAUGCCUUGGCUGGGCACUCUUCUGGGUGCUGCUCUGCAUCAAGGUCAUGUGGUGGCUUUGUGACCGCUACGCAGCAGCUCGCUCCUCGAAGACGGCAGACUACCUCACGAGCCUGGGGAUCUUCAUGGUGUUCUUCGUGUUCUUCUUCGCUGGCGCCGUGAUUUCGGACAUCCUCUACACCACAUCAUUGUGGGGUGGGGUGGGCUUUUCUGUUGUGACAUUAUUCCUCGUCGUCCUGGCAUAUGGCAAGUUGCCAUGUCGGGUCAGGCCGUGA